This is a messenger RNA of Aspergillus fijiensis CBS 313.89, 694 nucleotides long. RefSeq lists its product as uncharacterized. The transcript has a single exon. The record is from RefSeq and is a predicted model, not a curated record. Lineage: Eukaryota; Fungi; Ascomycota; Eurotiomycetes; Eurotiales; Aspergillaceae. The coding region runs from base 262 to 639 and encodes 125 amino acids.
CGAUAGCUACAAUACCCUUCCCUCCCCUGGGUACGAUAUAUAACCCAGUCGGGCGAUAUCGCCGUCCGCAUGCCAGAUGUACAAUGAUGUAUAGCGUUUUCCAACCCUCCCACCCCCACUUCGCAUGUACCGUCUUUUUUUUUUUUUUGUCUCUUCUUCUAGUCCAAAUCAGAUCUAUUAUAAAUACUUUCUCCCCCCCCCCUGGCCCAUGGAUUAGCCCAGUACCUGGCAUUCCUAUACAUAGACAGUCAUGAAAAUAGUAUGGCUGUCGUGCUUUUUUCCCCUUGCUUCUUCUUUGAGUGUUGUUUGGGUAGGAAAGAGCCGGACGCCGGAGCAGCCCUACUCGCGACCUCUUUUCAUUUCUCUCGGAAGUAUGGUUGUAUAUCCCUCUUUCUAUGUCCAGGCGGAAGUAUUCCGUACUCAGGGUUUGGUAGUGCUGGCUUUGUAGUGUACAUUCGCAUCGUUGUCUCUGCUCUGCUGCCUCUUAGGUCUCAGGGCUCAGGUCUCAGGGCUCAGGUCUCAGGCCUCGAGCUCAGAUGGAGAAGAAUUAGCGGAAACGCUAACGGUGUUUGGUCGGCAUCGAAGCCAUCGUCGGCGGGAAUUAGAAUCGAAUUCGGCCGAGAGAGAGCCGCCGGAUAGACCAUCCGUAGGGUUGAUUACUAGGUACUUACUUACUCAUGACACCACCUACUAA